Molecule: messenger RNA, 1851 nt
Organism: Lithohypha guttulata
Lineage: Eukaryota; Fungi; Ascomycota; Eurotiomycetes; Chaetothyriales; Trichomeriaceae
Product: cAMP-dependent protein kinase catalytic subunit
Exons: 1
Coding region: 1-1851 (616 amino acids)
Biological process (GO): protein phosphorylation
Molecular function (GO): ATP binding; protein kinase activity
Source: RefSeq, a predicted model, not a curated record
AUGGAGUGUAUGAGAGAUUACUUCAAGGCGGGACAGGUGCUGGAUGGACGUUUUCAGACAAUAGCUCCUCUUAAUCAUGGUUCCUUUGGCAUGGUCUUCCUUGCACAAGACCUGUUGACGAGGCAAGAGGUGGCUAUAAAGUGUUUGACCAGACCAUCUGUCGCGUCAUGUGAACUUCCAGUUACUGCGGACGAAGGCGCCGACGAGCUUGCAUGCCACGCUAUCCUCAAGUUCCACCCUCACCUCGUCAACCUGGUUCACCAUUUUCAAACAGCUGCCCAUACGUAUUUGGUUCUCGAGUACUGCUCUCAGGGUGAUCUUUACGAGGCCAUUCGUGUACAGCGUGGUCCUCUUCAGACUGAACAUGUUCGACGAUUCAUGUUGCAGCUCAUCUCUGCUGUUGAACACAUGCACAAAAAUGGGUUGUAUCAUAGAGACAUCAAGCCUGAGAACAUCUUCCUCACUGCGAGUGGCGAUAUGAAGCUCGGUGACUUUGGCCUUGCUACCAGGGACGCAUGGUCGUUUGAGGCCUGCGUCGGAAGUGACCGGUACAUGGCUCCAGAACAGUACGAUCAUGCCGGCGAAGGAUACUCUGCACCUCACGCUGACGUUUGGUCCAUCGGCAUAUGCCUGCUCAAUGUCCUCUUCUCUCGGAAUCCUUUCGUCACACCGACUGAGACAGAUCCUCUCUUUGCUGAUUACGUUCGAGAUCGACAGUCGUUGUUCGACGUAUUCCCAAAUAUGUCAAACGACACUUACGAUAUCCUUUCCAUUGCCUUGUCUCUCGACCCAAAGAAGAGAGAUAUGCGAGCACUUCGGUCUGCCAUACAACAAGCCUUGACCUUCACUGUUGAUGAAGAUGACAUGGACGAUUUCUGCACCGAAGAACGUGAUGUCGUUCGGGCUAGUGCAAAUCGUGAGCCACUGCGAACACCGUCCAUUGUUACACCGCAUGUAGACGACGAAUCCUUCCCAUGGUCACAGGUCCUUCAUGCUACGCCAGCUAAACCUGUAAGCCACAUGCCCGUCAUCCCUGAUGAGUACGAAGAGGAUUUGUUCUCGGACAGAGGUCACGGUUAUGGCGAGUCUUGGUUCUCAGGGAGAUACAACACCCCAUCUACUAUCGGGUCUGCUUUCGGGCAAUCCUUCCAGUCUAUGCACAUCCCCUCACGUAGUGCUCGAGCACGUCGCCCAGCACCCGGACCUGUCCCAAGUUCACUACCUGUACAGCGCACUCGACCGAUCCCAACGAUGUCUCAAGUCUUUGACAAGAAGGAGACCGUCGCGAAGAGCUGGAGUGACAUGUGGGAAGAAGACGAAGAGGAGGAAGAACAAGAGCGAGCGGCUGCCUUGCGUCGACGCGAGAUUAACUCCCGUGGCUUUAGUCAUGAAAGUGUCAAAGAUGUCCCUCCUAUGCCACCACUACCAAUGACGGUCAAGCCUGCUUCUGACCUCAAUGUACAAGCUUCGUGGAGGACACCUCGCAAGGUGUCAUCACAGUCUAAGCUCAACGAAAAUGAGCCUCAGACAUUGCAGCCCAAGACACCUCGGCGAGCUUCACCUAACCAGGUUCCUAUGGACAAAUGGGCAGCUCUGGGAAAUCGACGUCGGAACCCUACGGGACCAGAAGCACCUACAUCUGUGACUAAGAAGAGCACCAUGACUCAGACCUCCAUUAAGAAGCGAAGCGGAUCGACAGUACAAGACUCAUGGAAUCGACGACAAAGUCGGAACAAAUCGAACAAAUCACGACCUGCAUAUUUGAACCAGGAUUGGCGUCAGCAAAAGGUUAUUGACAGCUCAGAAGACGAGGACCAUGAGUGGGUUGGAGUGUUCAACCUCCACUUGUAA